Myodes glareolus (Bank vole) is the source of this 1612-nucleotide messenger RNA. The record is from RefSeq and is a predicted model, not a curated record. Lineage: Eukaryota; Metazoa; Chordata; Mammalia; Rodentia; Cricetidae.
GCCUAGUAUGCGUGAGGCCCCUGAAUUGGAUAACCAGCACCACACACAAAGAAAACUUAGAACCAACCAGACAACAGAACUGUUUAAAGAGGAAUGCAGGGUCCCCCAGCAGCAUGUGCUACUCCUAGCUGCACCUGUAGCCCUCUUGUCCUCCAAGUACACUUCAUUUCUAUGGUCCCGAGAUCUGGGCUCUGGGAAAUGAUGGUGGUGGUUUUUCGGAUGCUUUCUGUAUUCCAGGCAAAUGUUCUAGGGACAUUUUUGAAACUUCCUUAUUUCAGUCGAUUCUCCCCCACAACCUCAGUAUAUUGACUUUACAGAAAAGGAAACUGACUUGCAGCUAAUUAUUGGUAGAACGGGAUCCAAACCCAGGACUGGGAGACCUCAAGUAUGCCAUGUACACACACAAACCUAAUCUUCCUAGGUUUUUCUCUUUCCUGGGCCACCAAGGUCAGACUGAUUUGACUUCAUUGGCACUUACUGGCAGAGAGAACUUUAACUCACUUGGCUUUCUGUGCCUUAGUUUUCCUGUUUGCAAAACAGAAAAUGUGUUUUCCUCGAAAGCCGGCUCCAGUACCCAGACUCAAGCUCCCCACUGCUCAAUGGACAACCCCAGCUCAGACCCGUUGCCUUCAACUUUGUCUGGGGAGGAAGAAAAACCUCUGGCCUUACUUCCUCCUGUUCCCCGGGGCCGCCGAGGCCGGCCACCAGGGGGAGUCACCACCUCCAAUCGGACUCUCAAGUCCUCCCUCCCUCGAAAGCGGGGCCGCCCCCCCAAAUCAGUGCAGGAAGCCCCGUUGGCAGCACCAGUGGACAGCGGUGGCAGCAACGAUCUUCUGUUGAUCGAUGAUCAGGGUGUUCCUUAUACAGUUCCAGAAGGAUCAGCAGCAGAUGGGCCCCAGGGCUCUGGCUCCAAGAGGGCUCCACACUUCUGUCCUGUGUGCCUGAGAGCCUUCCCCUACCUCUCCGACCUGGAGCGCCACAGCAUCUCGCACUCAGAGUUGAAGCCGCAUGUGUGCAAAGAUUGCGGCAAGACCUUCAAGCGGUCCAGCCACUUGCGGCGUCAUUGCAACAUCCAUGCCGGCCAUCGGCCCUUCCGUUGUGUGCUCUGCCCUCGUCGCUUCCGCGAGGCUGGGGAGCUCGCACAUCACCACCGCAUUCACUCUGGCGAGCGUCCAUAUCAGUGUCCCUCGUGCAGGGUGCGCUUCACUGAAGCCAAUACUCUUCGGCGCCAUUACAAACGCAAACACCCAGAGCUUGUGGGGAUGCCGGUGCGCCUGUGCCCCCCAAACCCAAGACCCCAACCGCUGUGGGAUGAUGAUGAGGGUAUGCCUGUUCCAGAAAGGGUGCAGGAAGAGAGUCCUGAAGGAAAGAUGCCUGCUUGGCCUGUAUCCUCCACCACUUCUCCCCUGUCUGGGUUUACAGCCGGGAGUUCAGCUGGUGCUGGGCAAGGGGAAGGAGGCCAAGACACCCUUAUUUCUAGUGGUACUCCCAUCACAGAAGGCGGUCGAAAGCAGGGACCUAAAUCGCUGGGUCCUGAUGCCAUCUAGCACCUUCCUUCGGACUGACAGGCUCUGGGAGGCAUGGGCUGUGGAAAUAAAUCCCUGCCUACUGA